AUGUCCGGGCCGUCCAAUGCAGAAGCUGAAGGAGCAGUCUCCAAAGUUAAAGUGAAAAAGGAGAUCAAGACAAUCGUGGAAAAUCUGGAAAACAUCUUGGGAGACCUGAAGGAUGUCGCCAAAGAGCUCAAAGAGGUUGUUCAUGAGAUUGACACUCUGACCGGGGACCUACAACUGGAGGAGGACGGACUGACGGACAGCUCCAAGACGGAUACGCUCAACUCCAGCUCUAGUUCUACCACCACGACCACCACCGCCUCCAGUUUGGAAAAGAUGAAACUAUUCCCCGAGGAUUGCAUUUUUAAACUGACUUCGCCGAUAACUCCUGUUGCCAUGAAUCCAUCGACUGUGUUAACGGUUUUGAAAAAGGCGCACCCACCCUUACCUCCGCCCAGACUGACUCCAUCACGGGCCGAGGAGCAUAACACCAAAAAUCUGCCUCAACCCACUUUGAUUUUAUCAGGGAAUUUGACGAAAUCCAACGGUUCUGUUUUGCGUAAUGGAGGAAUUUUUACAUCCAAAUCUAAUCGCGAUGUGUUCUCUUCUACGCCUUGUUUCAUUUCAGGAGAUAGCGGGAUUUCGGAAGCAGGGCUGGUCCCGACAUUACCAAGACCUAUGCCUUUGUUGAGACACGAAAAGAGCAAAUGUCCAAAAGCGAAGCAAAGAGAAUCACGUGAGCGGGUACGGUUCAGCGAAAAAGUUCAGUAUCACGGCUACUGUCCUGAUUGCGAUCUCCAAUACGACGUAGACGAAACUGAGCUACAUUUGCAAACAGAUCUGAAUGAUUUGAGACUCAGCCCUAUCCACUGCUGCACUUCUUCGUCACCUCCUCCUCAUCCUCACCCUCUCCCCAUGCUAGAAAAUGGCUGUCUCCCACUUAGCCAUAGCUUUCCUCCAACUACGAACGCUCCCUUACCUCAAAAACCCCAAAAAACAAUUCUACGAAAAUCAACAACUACUACAGUUUGACGCCGGACCAUGAUUUUAUGUCCAACUGAAGCAUUCCUGAAUCAUUCAUCAGUGUUUUCUACUAAAUGACGUGAUUAUCCAAACAGGAAAAAUGGUUUGGGAGAUAUU
Molecule: messenger RNA, 1077 nt
Organism: Boleophthalmus pectinirostris (great blue-spotted mudskipper)
Lineage: Eukaryota; Metazoa; Chordata; Actinopteri; Gobiiformes; Gobiidae
Gene: prr16
Product: proline rich 16
Exons: 2
Coding region: 1-969 (322 amino acids)
Biological process (GO): positive regulation of cell size; positive regulation of translation
Source: RefSeq, a predicted model, not a curated record